AUCAAUCUGUUGAUGUUUUAUGUUCAUCUUUAACAUGUCCAGUGAUGUAAUGGAACUUUCACUCAAUAAAGAACAAGUAAAUGAUGACAGAAUUUUCAUUUUUUUGUUGAACUGUCUAUAUGAAGCUUCAACGGCUAAAAAGUGUGCAAACACAUGUUUUACUUUUGCCUUUAAAUAGUGUAUCCGCAGUAUUGCUUCAUCCUUUCAGACCUAACUUAUUUCUUACUUGACUGAAACUUACUUUAUCUGAAAUGACUUGUGUGUGACCACUGUUCUAAUGCAAAGUCUCUGAAUACAUUUUGGGGUUCGUACGCACAUCAUGUCAUUUCUAAACCUAAGACCAUCAUGACAUUUCUGAGAUAACCACACAUAGAAGCUGUGAAAUAUGCACCCAAAGGAGGACAAGAGGUAAAGACAGAGUGAAAGAGAGGGGGUGGAGGAAGACACUGGGUGGAGUCUGUCUUCAUCUGAUGUCUGAAUAAAAGAGGAUUGUACACGUUUUAGAGAGAGAGAGAGAAGGAGUGAGAGACAGAGAAACAGCUUGGCUCUAAACAUCUAAAGAAAGAACUUACACUCCCCUUGAAGAGGCACUCAAAGUAAGCAAUCACACUACUUAUUUAGAAAAUAAAUUGAUCUGUAAUCUGGAAAUCUGGUGUGUGCAUGCGUGCAUGCAUGAAAGAGAGAGAGAGGCAGACAGAGACAGUCAGCUGAAGGGUUUCUUGACUCAGCUCAUCUCUCUUUAGGUCAGAUGUUGAGUGUUUGUGUGCUGUGGUCACAGUGUUUGUGUGUCUGUGGAACAUGUGAUCAAGAAUUCUGCUGUAUUGAGUUUCAUUCUUACUGGUUUUGUUCAUCUGAAAUCCCACAUCAGACCGAAACAUAGUCAACCAAACUUGAAGAAUAAAAAAAACAUAAAAACAUUAUUGCUCAGAGGCUAUUUGAGGUUUUCAUUCAACUAUUUGUAAGUGUUCGCAUUAUCUAAGAUGUUUUCUCCUUAUUUCUUUUUAAAGAAACCAAAAGAUAAGAUUACUAGAGUGCUUUUUCAGAAGAGAAAUCUCAGAAGUCUCUUUCAGCUAUACUGUUGGUUUAAUUUGAACAGUUUUGAUUUUCUUUAUUUUUAUUUCUUUAUUUAAAUAUUGAUGCUUUAACAGUUUAUAAAAAGGGAAAUGCUUUCUGCCAAAGCAGGUCAGUGCAUUUAUACACCGUGCCGGCAUGAUCUACAAGUUAAGCUACAGGAACACUAACCUUAAACUACAACUUAGUAACACCCAACAUCAAAGCAACCCCUUAAAAAUCCUUAGAAACCAUAGAAAAUACUAUGCGGUGGGUUUUGUACGAAAGGGCACCACUCACAUUUUUUUGUAAAUCUACAGUACAUUGUAAGAAUGUAUUGUUUGUCAUUUGAGCAUCUUUUCUGUCCUCCACAGGUGUCAUACUUUGUUUUUAAAAUGCCAUCUAAAAUCCCAGCGAACGACAGCGUGACCGUACACACAGAGGAGCAUGGGUGGAUCAGAACCAGCGCGCAGGCAUCACUACCCAGAAACUUCCGGUUUACAUAUCACAAUCAGAAGGUUCAGGGUGUUUGUACUACAACAGAGGUUCCCGCAGGGACACGGUUUGGCCCGCUGCAGGGAGAUUCUGAAGACACACCGUCAGACAUCCACGGACAUCACAUCUGGACGAUCUCAGAGGGGCGUUUACAUCACUUCCUGUUCCAUAAGGAUGAGAGCAGCAGGAACUGGAUGUGCUUUGUCAACGCUGCCCCGUCUCCUUGGCAACAGAAUCUUGUAGAACGCCAAGUCGGGAUGGAGAUGUACUUCUAUGCAGUAAGACAUCUGAGGCCAGGGGAGGAGCUACUUGUGGGGUGGAGACUGGAAUACGACGUGCCAAUCACAAGUCUCAGAACUUCCUCUCAGACUUCAGUUUGUGUGGAGAGACAGAAUCCAGUGAAUAAGAGAAAAAGAGGUCAUACCAUCACUGAGAUCCUGGAGUCUGACUACAGUUUUCCCAAUCCACCUCUUCUUAAAGAAAGUUACAGCCUCCCAUCUAAACAUGAACCUAAAAGUAGAAAAGCAGAUCUGAACUCAAUCGGCACGCACCAGAAAUCUUCGCUGACCGAAGUCAUGCCUGACAUCUCCAUAGGAGGUCUUGCAUACAUGCCUACCAUCCCACAAUCCCCUCUGCCGAGGCACAUCUCACCUAGCGUUCAAAACGUGCCAUUGCGCCAGCCGUCACCACACCUAUCCCAUAAUAUUCCCUUUCCACCAAUCCGCAUGCAUCCAUGUUUUUUGAGAGUGGCAUCAAAUGAGAGUGACCUUCCGUUAGUGAACAGAAACGACUCCAGUACUCACAGUACCUCAUCUUUAAAAGAGGACUGAAACCGACCCACGACCUCACCUUCAUCUCUUAGCAAUACAGCCAAUCUCUCUCCUGGUUCAUCUGCUGAGGUAACCAAUGACAUCACAGCCGAGAAAGACUCACCUGAGGUGGGUGUGGCUGCUCGCACCUCUAGCUCCGCCCACCAUGACACCCCAGGCUCCCAGGAUCCAUGUGUGAAACCGGGCCAGACAAUGGGAUAUCAUGCCCUAGCGUACCCGUUACAGAGACAGAAUGGAAAGAUCCAGUAUAAAUGUAACGUGUGUGAAAAGAACUUCAGUCAGCUCUCAAAUCUGAAGGUACACUUGAGAGUUCACAGCGGCGAGAAACCGUACCGGUGUGUUACCUGCAAAAGAAACUUUUCCCAACUAGCUCAUCUUCAGAAACACACACUGGUUCACACAGGAGAAAAACCUCAUGAAUGCCAUGUGUGUAACAGGCGUUUCAGCAGCAGCAGUAACCUGAAGACACACCUGCGUCUUCACUCGGGCGAACGGCCGUAUGUCUGUAAGCAAUGCCCCGCUCGCUUCACCCAGCACAUCCACCUGCGCCUGCACAGACGCCUGCACGCCUCCCCACGUCCUCACCAGUGUCAGGAGUGCCUGCGCAAGUACACAAACCUGUGCAGCCUGCAGAUCCACUCGCACCAGUUCUGUCCCGCCACCAGCCUCACAGGCUCCGCUUCUCAGCUGGUCCUAGCCAACGAAGAGCUCGAGAGCUUCGACGUGAGUGAUGCCGCACAAAUCCUUGAGGUUGCCAUGGAGAUGGCAUCCGUACAGAGAAUGUGUCAGUUGAUCUGGGCGCGGGUAGUUGCAGUUCCGUCUGUCCUCCAGCAGGGGGCAGCACAAACGCGAUGGGAAGAAGGCCUGUCAUGAGGAACAAUGACAAGAUACCGUUCACUUUCUGAAAGAAACGUCGGUUGGUUAAACAUGAGCAAUAAAUGCAAUCAAAAACAGCUUGCCUACAUACUGUUUAGGAUAUUUAAUUAUGUUAACAAAAGUUGUCUAUCUCUGCAUAUACUGUAGUAUGCCAGUUUAUCUCCCUUGAAUGCAGAAUUUCUAUUGCACUGUUGUUCAAACUUAUCUUUCCUCAGAGUAAAAAUUAGGCUAUAUGACAUCAAAAAGUGUGUGACAUAUCACUUUUUUCUUUCAAAUGUAUACAUUUUGAUAAUACUAGUUUUUAUUAUUUCAUUGUUUAACUCUUAAGGUUUGAAUAACCAUAACUUGUUGUUGCAUUGUACUGAAGGAUGUGAUCUCAGGGAUUUGUGUUAUUAUACUGUUAAAUUAUUGGCAAGUGACAAUAAAGCCUUUUUAUCAGUGGUUCCUAGGACAAGAAUAUUUUUUUCAUAUAUCAUACAUGCAUGUUGUUGUCACCAUGUGUUUAGUAUGUUGUUGAUUUAUACAAUUUCCCUUGAUCAAAACUGUGGUCUUUGUAUGUUUACUUUGCCAUUUUUGCUCUUACAUUAAUUACUUUCACUGCAAAAACCUAUAAUACAUUUUUGUGACUCACUUUCCAAAUUAAGUGUAGCUAAAAAAACGAACUAAUAUAUUAUGCAGUAUUGUAUUAUUAGAAUUAUGAAAAUAAAUGAUU
Molecule: messenger RNA, 3963 nt
Organism: Triplophysa rosa
Lineage: Eukaryota; Metazoa; Chordata; Actinopteri; Cypriniformes; Nemacheilidae
Gene: prdm1c
Product: PR domain containing 1c, with ZNF domain
Exons: 6
Biological process (GO): cell fate commitment; regulation of transcription by RNA polymerase II
Cellular component (GO): cytoplasm; nucleus
Molecular function (GO): histone deacetylase binding; DNA-binding transcription factor activity; RNA polymerase II cis-regulatory region sequence-specific DNA binding
Source: RefSeq, a predicted model, not a curated record